CGGCCCACGAUAACCCUUGAGGAUCCCUCACCUCAUCUGCCUCUCCCCUCGCCAGAAGUCGUGAGCUCAAUCGCGGCGCCACCGAAGAGACGACGUGGUAGGCAGAGCAGCGGCGGCGACCACAGCGGCGGGCGGCAGAUCCGACGGAAUGGCGGCGAAGGCGAUCUCGAGCCCCGUGCCGGUGGAGUGGUACCCGACGCUGGCCGUCGUCAUGGUCUCCGUCGGACUCAUGCUCACCGCCUCCUUCUUCAUUUAUGAAGCAACUUCAUCCAGGCGGAGCCGUAGCCUGGCAAAGGAGAUCGCAACAGCAGCUGUUGCUUCUGUAUUUCUGGGCUUUGGGUCUCUGUUCGUGCUCCUUGCAAGUGGUGUUUAUGUCUGAUCACUGGCUAUGCAAGACUAUUGUUUUGUUCUCCAGCCGUAGUUGUAGAGUAUGCCAGGUUCUGAAACUAUGCUAUCCUGGCCCUCCUGGUCGAUAUGCUCCUGGCCCUCCUGGUCGAUAUGCAGUCAUGUGACAUGUUUUAGAUGGAGCCCACUAAGCUUAUUAAUCAUACUUGUGGACUUUUGCCCUGGUCUCCGAUAUAAUGUCAGUCAAGCACUUCAUGUUGCUGGUUAUCUU
Molecule: messenger RNA, 616 nt
Organism: Panicum virgatum (switchgrass)
Lineage: Eukaryota; Viridiplantae; Streptophyta; Magnoliopsida; Poales; Poaceae
Product: transmembrane protein 258-like
Exons: 4
Coding region: 149-379 (76 amino acids)
Biological process (GO): protein N-linked glycosylation
Cellular component (GO): membrane-bounded organelle
Source: RefSeq, a predicted model, not a curated record